Molecule: messenger RNA, 5049 nt
Organism: Myxocyprinus asiaticus (Chinese sucker)
Lineage: Eukaryota; Metazoa; Chordata; Actinopteri; Cypriniformes; Catostomidae
Product: proline-rich transmembrane protein 4-like
Exons: 4
Coding region: 2359-4464 (701 amino acids)
Source: RefSeq, a predicted model, not a curated record
CAAUAAGACUUUUUUGUCAGAGAAUAUACACUAACUUGAAUUAAGUUUUUAUUUUUAUUACCCCACUGACAAAUAGUUUGUUUCUUGUUUUAAGCAUAAACCUCAAUAAAUUGUGUUAAAUUAUAGCAUAAAACAAGAAUCAACUAUUUUCCAAUAGGGUAAGAAAAAUAAACUAAUUCAAAAUAUAUUCCUUGAAUUUUGCUUCUCAAGUAAAUGUAUCUUGUUUAAAGGACGUUUAGAUAUUUUUUCAGGAAAACAAGACAAAAUCACUGAUGAAGAAAAUUAUUUUUAUUUUAUUUUUUGCAAUUUGAAAGGGAUAAUCUACAGUCAGUCCCUGAAGGGGUUAUUUUGUAAUAAGGACCAUUUGACUGCUCAUUAUGCCGCUUAUUACAUAGCUACUUACCAAAUAAAUGAUUAAAUGGACAUGAAAUAUUGAUUUGAGUUUAAAUUAUUGUAUUACAGUAGCUUAAACAUCGCAGAGUGAUUUGAGUAGUAAGAAAGAUGGAGGCUUUCUACCCGGAUGACUGGUGAAAAAUAACUUUUUCCCUGGAUGUGUGGUAAUUAUUCUAAGAUAUCCAACCACUGGAGGGUGCGACUGACCAAUCAGAAUUGAGUAUUCCAGAGAAUUGUGUAAUGAAAAUAAAAAGUAAUUCAUUUAGAAAUAGUUUCAAGUGUCUGUGAUUACCACACAAAACUACAAUCUGAAAUAGAAAGAGAAAGAUAGAUAGCUUGUGUGAAACCCUGGCAAGAAAGGAUGAGUAGAGCUUGGAACAAUCACAUACACACACACAACCACACUCUUCCUGAAGGCUCCCUGCUUGGUUUGGUGCAGAGCUUGUUAUUCAUGCUAAUGGAGGCUAACAGCAUGAAGAUCUGUUGUGAUUAAACCUGAAACAGGCAUCCUGACAAUUUGUCAGGAUUGGCCAGUCCCAGAUUCCUGCAAAUCCUUGCAAAGGUUUCUGGGGUUUGCCAAUUUUUAUUGCCGUUUCAUUCAAAACUACAGCCAGCUCGCCACGCCUCUGACGGAUCUCACCUCCACCCGUACUGAGUUUUGUUGGUACCUGCGGGCUGAAGCUCGUACUUUACACGAGAACAUUAAUUAUGCAGGUCUUAUGCAAUUACUACCAGGAUUAUUGCCAUAAAGGUUACGAUUGUGUGUGACUGUAUAUGGAAUGAAAGCCUGUUACCUUCAGCAUGAGGAGCACAACAAUCUCCAUACUAAAUCUGGUUACACUGAUCCUACACUGUAACGGAUUUUUGUAAUUUGAACAGUAUUUUACUGUAAAACGUGUACACAGUAUAUUACUGUAAAUAACAAAGGAUUAUGGGAAAAAUAUGGUCACUACUGUAAUCCUUCUCUACUGUAAAUCCACUUACAGUAGUGAACCUGCCCGUGAAAAAGUGACCAAUGGCAAGAGAGAUUUCUUUUCAAGUUUUUUUAAAUGUUUCGUGGAAGUGGCAGUAUAAGGACAAAAGAGAAAAGAUGUACCGGUAACUCAACAAAAAGGUUAGUAUUUUAUUUCUAUUAUUAUUUUAUGUAAAACUGAGACAUUUUCAGAUGUAUUCACUUGUCAAAUUGACUUGCUUUUUUCCCACUGACAAAAGAUAACAAUUAACUGUUAAACUGUGUAUUUAACAGUAUUUUCAUAUUUUUUCAGUGCAUCUUUUGUUUUUUAUUUUCAAGUUUGUGGUCUGGAUCGUGUCGUUUUUGACGUCGGAAGUGAAUUUUGGAGACUUUUUCUGGCUGUUGGCCGGGGGUGGUCGGUGAUUGCCAUAUUAACAUCAGCUGGAGACUCUGUUCUUCAAGCAAAAACAUGGAUGCUGACUAUAGAGGGCAGAUUCAUCAUCCAGCCGCAAGAGCUAAUGGAUUUUUCAUCAGCAUUAGCUGUCCUGUUUGGCUGCUACUAUGUAUUCAAAGUGCAGUACCAGGAAGAGGCGGCCAGUGGAAAAUUUAAAUGUUGACAUUUUGUCCAAAUGAGUGUUUCAGCAUUAGGUAACCCAAAAUACAUUUUGUUGUAAUGGAUGGAUCUUCAAUUAUUUGAAUGUGAUGGAUUAUCAACUAAUUAUGUACCUUCCCUUUAGGUGCAUUCAGAUGUAGUACAUAGUAUAUAUUGCUUUUAUUAACAUCAAAGUGCAUACAGCACAAAGUUAUGACAGUUGGGGAAACACUGGUUUGAGAAAUAAUGUAUUUUUUCUUGUGCUUGCAGGUUCAUUCCGAGAAAAAUCCCUGAUGGCACCAAAUGCCAAUCAAAGUCACAGAUCAGCCAGAAAUUUGGAGCCUGAAUCCCCUCCUGGUGUCGACUUUGAUUGGCAAAAUUACUGAAAUCAGGCUUUGCAUCGGAGGAAGGAGAUAAGGGAAUGGGGAGGAGUGCUAAUCUAACACAAGAGCGACACAGUGAGCAGACAACAUCAGCUAGCACGACGGAUCUCAGGAACACAGAAAUGCCCACAACACUGUCUGAGGACUGGCUGACAGACUUUACCCAAGAAUCUCCACUCCCGGACUGCAAUGCAGAACAUUCUGGAAUCUGCAGUGACACAUGGCCCACCACUGUUCUGAGCAAUAUCAGCAGCAUAAAUGACAGCACAACCACCAUCUCCACUAACCUCUCUCAGAGCCCCAUACCGUUUGCAGCCCCACAUAUGUUUGUGGCACUCUAUUCUGAUUGGAACAGUGCCCUGGCAACAUGGGGUUCAGCGUGGGAAGUGCACAUUUAUGGACUGGGCACUGUGUUCUGUCUAGUUGCCUUGGCCUCCACCCUGAACCUUCUCUGCCUGCCCCUACAGUACCCAUCAGGCUGUGGCUAUUUCACUCUGGUCAGCCUCUGCCUGGUAGCUGCUGGCUGCACAAGGGCCUUUGCCCUUGUCUACGACUCCUACGGUUACCAGGAUCGCUUGGCAUCCACUGAGGCCUCUCUGUUACUUUAUGAGGCACCAUUCCCCUGCAUGACAGCCGCCUUUGGCCUAGUGUUCCUGCUUCUGUCAAUGCGCUCCCGUAUGCAGCUUUCCUAUUCAGCCUUUCAAAGACCCUGCUUUCUAGCCUGCUUGGUGCUUCUGCACUUUGCUGCUGCAUUUGGCCCUGUUGCAUUACUCCAUGCUGACCAACAAGGGACAUCACUAUACCUGUAUCUGUCCUUGAUUUCCCGCGGUGCCUUUGUGGGUUUGGCGACUUUCCUGUCCACUGCAUAUUUCGUGUUCUACUGCUACGUUCGUGCUGACUCCAAGCAUAUUUAUCAUCUGAACAACACAUCGCCAACACCAGCUGAACGCUACAACUGUUGCCCAUUUGCGGAGAGCCGAGAUUGGGACCGUGCAGCAGCUGCGGUGCUACUCUCAGCUGUCUUCUCCCUGGCUUGCGCAGGGCUGCAGCUCUACGCCAUGCUGCACACCCUUGGUCUUGCUGGGAGCAUUGAGGCCUUUCGGCCUUGGCCGUGGUGGACUUUUCAGUUCAAUUGCAGAGUGUGUGAGGCUGUAGUCUGCAUCACAUUAGUACUGGUAGUUGCUCAGCCAGUCUACUGCUCCGAUCACCUUCCCCAACUAGGCUGGACCGAACUUCUUGCAGCAAAGUCACCUAUUAUUCCUGGGAGCUACCAAUGGACUCUAUCCCAGCAGGAGAAGCUGGCCAUCUGUGAUCCAAUUGGGCAUGGAGAAACAGAGUGCUUGCCCUUGUACACACUGGUGGAUGAUCGUCUAGGCAGCUUGAAUGGCCUUGACCUUCUAUACAAUAGUAACCAGGCAUUGGCCUAUCGGGACCUUGACCUAGACCUUCCCAACAAUCAACCCAACACUAGUGCCCCCUCUGUGGGAUCAUCCUGUGCCAGUGACUCCACAGCAGAUCUGCACCCUCCAUCACCAAUUAAUCUGCGUCGAAGCAUCGAUGAGGCACUUUUUAGUGAGUCUCUUUUCCCCAUGAGUCUCUUCAGCCCCUUACGGCCCUUCACCUAUAGUGACCAUUCCCUGGACGGUAGGGAGACCAGCUCCAGCAGUGCUCAAACCCUCAGAGACACCCAUACGCUUGAUCCAGGCCUAUACAGAACAUCCUCCUGUGUGGACGUGCUACCCCAGGUCCCGCUCCCUUCUCAAGCCCAACAGGAUGGACCUCCGUUGAGUUUUCCUCCAUCCCCAUCUCCCUCCGUGUCAUCCUCAAUAUGUUGCUCUACUCCAGAGCACUGGCGAGGCAGUUCUAGUUACAAUUCCCUCUACAGGCAGUCUCUGGCUGGCUCCUCGCUAGUUUUGUGCUCUAGUCCAGAGGGACACAAUCCGUCACCCUCUACCCUAAGUGGUGCCUCAAACCACUCUGCCACAUCUGGCCACCAAGGGGGCAGCUUACAGAGACCCUACAGAACAUUAAUCUCACAGGAAAGUCUGGACCAGCAGUUUGACCAGUCUGUCCAAGAAGAGUUUAUCAGUGUGUGCAGACAGAUUGAUGCUCUUAGCAUCUGCAGUGAGACUAUUGACCUCUAGAGCGAGACACAAAAUAAUGAAAUGACAGAAGCCAAAAGACUGUCUGUGAUUUUAUCAUAAGCAAGUAAUGGACAUAUCAGGUGAUUUGAUUUGUGUUUGCCAAUGUGCUAAAACAGCUUUAUCAGUGUGUGUAGACAUAUUGAUGCUUUUAGCAUCUGCAGUGAGACUACUGACCUCUAGAGGGAGACUUCUACAUUCAGACACAAAGUAAUGAAAUGACAGAAGCCAAAAGACUGACUGUGAUUUUAUGAUCAGCAAGUAAUGGAUAGAUCGUGUUAUUUGAUGAGUGUUUGCCAAUGUGCCAAAACAGCUUUGCUCUGUAUUAAAUGAAAACAUACAGGCAAAUAUGUUGAGGCAAGUCCCCCAAAGAGAUGGAUUCUGAAGCUUCCCUGUAUAAGGAUUAAGUGUCGCCGACUUCCAGAAGCUGAGGCAGAUUUUGUUCAAAAGUUCUCAAUAAUAUUUGGUAAACAAAUUUGUAAUUGUAAAGCAUUUGUUUCAAAUUUUCUCUACAAUGCUAAGUGACAUUUGUAUACAUUUGUACAAAAUCCCUUUUUUGUCUAAACGAUUAAUACUGUGAGAUUGAGA